GAGGGAAGAGAGCGAGCGAUACUGUUCUUAAUUUGAUGAUAUAGUUAUUCUAUUGUCGGUACGCAUUUGGAAAGGUUCACACAAAUUUUAAAAUGAAUCAGCCACCUGCAGGAGAUGAUAUUCCGUAUUCUUAUUCGAGACCAGACCUCGUUGCUGUGACUCAGACUAAAUUAUACUUAUCCGUGAAAUUUGACCAUCGAGUUCUUGAUGGCCAUGCAAUAUUGACAGUAAAAAAGAAAGAACCGACAUAUAACGAACUAGUUUUAGAUACCUACAAUCUUGAAAUAACUGAUGUCAGAAAAGGCUACAGUCACAGUCCCUACAGAUCUUCUAGGACAAUAUUAACUUAUACUCAUGAGGAAAAUCCGCAUGAUGAUAACUUUGGCAGAAAACUUAAAAUUACCCUACCAAACGUGGAUAGUGCAGACCCAGGCCCUUCAAGCUCUAAAAAAACGAAAAGUGAUAAUAUCGAGGAUAAUAU
Molecule: messenger RNA, 481 nt
Organism: Temnothorax curvispinosus
Lineage: Eukaryota; Metazoa; Arthropoda; Insecta; Hymenoptera; Formicidae
Exons: 3
Source: RefSeq, a predicted model, not a curated record